Perkinsus marinus ATCC 50983 is the source of this 1176-nucleotide messenger RNA. Its product is annotated as N-acylethanolamine-hydrolyzing acid amidase precursor, putative. The record is from RefSeq and is a predicted model, not a curated record. Gene Ontology annotation, molecular function: hydrolase activity, acting on carbon-nitrogen (but not peptide) bonds. The transcript has a single exon. Bases 1 to 1164 code for a protein of 387 amino acids. Lineage: Eukaryota; Perkinsozoa; Perkinsida; Perkinsidae.
AUGUUUUCUCCCCUUCUUCUCUACAUACUUCUACCCUAUGCUAUCGCUCAGGACCACAUUCCCACCAAGGCUCCCUACGCUGAAGUUGAUCUCUCUAAACGCCCUUCCGAGCACUUCAAACCUGCAGUCAGAGUCGCGUUGAAGUCGUGGCCUUUCGAUGAGAGUUUCCGUCCACUUUUUGCUCAGUGGAACACAACCACUUUCGACCGCCUAUCUGACAACGACUAUGACGUGUUCAUGAACGCUCUCGAAAAGCACUUCCCUGUACAAGCUCUCGAGCUGAGGGGCAUCUCUGAGGAAUUUGCUGCUAAUGGUCACUACGUCAGCUAUCCCUAUCUGGCCGCCUGGGCCUAUAGUCAUGAAAUCGGACAUUUUAGCGAGGCUCCUACGGUUCACCACGAUUGUACUGCGUUGUUGGUUUCUGAUGAGAAUGGUCAUGUCGUGCACGGCCGCAAUAUGGACCAAGCUGCUCCUGAUUACGCCAGAAGGGUUACUCUCAGUCUCAAGUACAAGAGUAUAGCGCCUGGAGUCGCUGAUGUGGAGACUAUUGAUUUUUACUGGUUUGCUGGAGGAAUGGUAACUGCGGUUACUACCGACGGUUUGUCCAUGCAGGAAAAUUGGAGGUCUGUGAACGAGCCGAAAGAGGAGAUUUUGAGGAGAAUCAGUCAUGGCGCGGUUCCGCAAAGUUUCAUGUUCAGAGAGAUGAUGUUUGCUCAAGGGGUACGAGAUUAUAAAGGCGCUGUACAGUUCCUCAGAGAGGUCCCUUUUGCGGCUUCUGUGUACAUUGCAGUUGCUGGUCAAGGAGAGAAGGAGGGAUCUAUCUUAACUCGUAACGAUAGCAGUGUGGUUGUGCCCGUCCAAGAGUUGGGAGAAGGAUGGUAUGUGGUGGAGACCAACCAUGACAAUUGGCUACCGGACCCUCCGUCUGAUCCCAGAAGAACGAAGGCUGAAGAGUGCAUUGCUAGACACGGCCAGAAGGAGGGAGAGGUAGGCACCUUUGCCGUGGUACUUGACUGCAUCUCGGAGAAGCCCGUGUUGAAUGAUGGUACUAUCUAUACGGCUGUGAUGUCGCCGAGGAGUGGUCUGCUUUGGGGGAGGAUCCGGUUUGACGCCGCUAAAAUAACAGAUCCCGAGGCGCUUUCUGUGAGGGAAAUCCUCGUGUAGUUUUUGUAUAAU